Molecule: messenger RNA, 1146 nt
Organism: Cebus imitator (Panamanian white-faced capuchin)
Lineage: Eukaryota; Metazoa; Chordata; Mammalia; Primates; Cebidae
Gene: FRG1
Product: FSHD region gene 1
Exons: 9
Coding region: 222-995 (257 amino acids)
Cellular component (GO): catalytic step 2 spliceosome; striated muscle dense body; nucleolus
Molecular function (GO): actin filament binding
Source: RefSeq, a predicted model, not a curated record
CUCCCUCCCCGGCAAAAAGCCGGAAGCGGAACUCUCAGCGGUUCUGCGUCCGGGUGAAGACCAUGGCGGAUUCUGGAGAGACGCCUCAGCUCGUACUCUUUCGUACUUAGUGAGGAGUGUUUGCUUCGCCACCACUUCUGCUCCUCCCCGGCCCGCUGCUCCGUGGGAGAUACUCGUCCUCAGCCCGCUUCAGCGUCUCAGUGCGGAAGUCUCCUGGAGUCAUGGCCGAGUACUCUUACGUGAAGUCGACCAAGCUCGUGCUCAAGGGAACCAAGGCGAAGAGUAAGAAGAAAAAGAGCAAAGAGAAGAGAAAAAGAGAAGAAGAUGAAGAAACCCAGCUUGAUAUUGUUGGAAUCUGGUGGACAGUAACAAACUUUGGUGAAAUUUCAGGAACCAUAGCCAUUGAAAUGGAUAAGGGAACCUAUAUACAUGCACUCGACAAUGGUCUUUUUACACUGGGAGCUCCACACAAAGAAGUCGAUGAGGGCCCUAGUCCUCCAGAGCAGUUUACAGCUGUCAAGUUGUCUGAUUCCAGAAUUGCCCUGAAAUCUGGCUAUGGGAAAUAUCUUGGUAUAAAUUCAGAUGGACUUGUAGUUGGGCGUUCAGAUGCAAUUGGACCAAGAGAACAAUGGGAACCAGUCUUUCAAAAUGGGAAAAUGGCUUUAUUGGCCUCAAAUAGCUGCUUUAUUAGAUGUAAUGAAGCAGGGGACAUAGAAGCAAAAAGUAAAACAGCUGGAGAAGAAGAAAUGAUAAAGAUUAGAUCCUGUGCUGAAAGAGAAACCAAGAAAAAAGAUGACAUUCCAGAAGAAGACAAAGGAAAUGUAAAACAAUGUGAAAUCAAUUAUGUAAAGAAAUUUCAGAGCUUCCAAGACCACAAACUUAAAAUAAGUAAAGAAGACAGUAAAAUUCUUAAAAAAGCUCGGAAAGAUGGAUUUUUGCAUGAGACGCUUCUGGACAGGAGAGCCAAAUUGAAAGCUGACAGAUACUGCAAGUGACUGAGAUUUUUGUUUCUGCCUUACCUUUUUGUGUUUUUUUUUUUCCUGAAUAAAAUAUUCAGAGGAAGUGCUUUUACAGAGUUCUUGAGUUGUUGUGAAAUUGUUGUUUAACUAGUAGCUAGUUGAACCAGGAUUAAACAAGUUUAAUCAA